AGUCUCUUCCAUCAAAGCCAACUCUAAAUUUACGAAUGCUUAUAAUAGUGAAAAGGAUUUUGUAUUAGAACUUAAAAAAAGAGAUAGCUCUAAUCAUUCAAAAGAUUCAUUAACAGAUUUAUCUAAAUCUAGUGAUGAAGAAAGCGAGGAAUCUGAUGAAGAAAUAUAUGAAAAAACAGAAAUGGUAUGA
Tetrahymena thermophila SB210 is the source of this 190-nucleotide messenger RNA. RefSeq lists its product as hypothetical. The annotation marks the transcript as partial. The transcript has a single exon. The record is from RefSeq and is a predicted model, not a curated record. NCBI's taxonomy places the organism in Eukaryota, Ciliophora, Oligohymenophorea, Hymenostomatida, Tetrahymenidae.